Mycetomoellerius zeteki is the source of this 1248-nucleotide messenger RNA. RefSeq names its product RAS oncogene family member Rab10 (gene Rab10). NCBI's taxonomy places the organism in Eukaryota, Metazoa, Arthropoda, Insecta, Hymenoptera, Formicidae. Gene Ontology annotation, molecular function: GTPase activity; GTP binding. The record is from RefSeq and is a predicted model, not a curated record. The coding region runs from base 395 to 997 and encodes 200 amino acids. The transcript has 5 exons.
AGAGCGAGAGAACGUGCCGAAAGUCACCCCCGCGUUUACCACCGAUCACCCCCGAUGGCUUCUGCGUCGUGUUGACUCCGCCGUCGCGUGACGUCGCACCGUCUUUUAAUAGUCCGCCGCCUCUCCGCGACCGGUUCGCCCGUAUGAUACGACACGAUACGUCUACAUACGUAUAUGUACGUCGCAGCUCGUCGGGGAGACGCGCCCUCGUUCGACCUUGAGCGGCUAUAACCGGUGCGUAACGUUCGAUGUACGGAGCAUCGUCGCUGUUAAUCGCGACAACCAGCCGACCGCGAGCCACCGCAGCACCACCGCAGGCCCGUGCUCCUUUUACUCUGUUUACUUCCUCCUUCUUGGCGCUUACUCCUCGACGCGAGACUGCCUCGGCGGCGAAAUGGCGAAGAAGACGUACGAUUUACUGUUCAAGCUGCUCCUCAUCGGCGACUCCGGCGUCGGCAAGACCUGCAUACUGUUCCGUUUCUCGGACGAUGCCUUCUCCACCACGUUCAUUUCCACAAUAGGUAUCGAUUUUAAAAUCAAGACAGUAGAAUUAAGAGGAAAGAAAAUCAAAUUACAGAUAUGGGACACAGCUGGACAGGAAAGAUUUCACACUAUUACGACAUCAUAUUAUAGAGGAGCUAUGGGAAUUAUGCUUGUUUAUGAUAUUACUAACGAAAAGACAUUUGAAAAUAUCGUGAAAUGGUUGAGGAAUAUUGAUGAACAUGCAAAUGAAGAUGUGGAAAAAAUGAUCUUAGGAAAUAAAAGUGAUAUGGAAGAAAAACGCGUUGUCAGUACAGAGAAAGGAGAAGCGAUAGCGAGAGAACAUGGCAUUAGAUUUAUGGAGACGUCCGCGAAAGCGAACAUCAAUAUCGAUCGAGCAUUUAGCGAACUAGCAGAAGCAAUAUUGGACAAAACUCACGGCAGAGAACCACAAGACGCGCCCGAUAGAGUAACGGUUGAUCGAAGGGUAGAAAGAAAUUCGAAUCGAUGCUGCUAAUUUUAUAUAUUAUUUAUUUUAACGGCGCAUAACGAACUAUAUAUCAGCUCGUGCCACCUGGGAUAGAUCCCUCGAUAUAGAUUUAGAGCGUAAUUUAAAACAUAAUAACAUAAACACUUCACGACACUGCCUGAUCUGAUAUAAUCCAAUCUCACUUUUGAUCUGAUGGAAAAACGUUUUUCUAUGCUGCAAUCGAAAAUUGCUAAUAAAAAUGAUUUGAUCGAUCUAAUAUUUUUAAAAAUUAUGUUUUU